GAAAAAAAGAAAACAUGGCUGCGCCCCUACGAGUCGAUGCAUUUCUCUCGAUUUUAAGCGUUUAAUGUCCGCUUUCUGAACGAUCGUAUUUGCCAUGGAGACGUUGGAGGAAGUGCUGCCAUCUGCCGAGGAAAAAGAGAUGGAGGAGAAGGAGGAAAAGAUUGAGGAGGAGAAGGGGGAAGAGAAGGAGAUUCAGGAGGAGAAAGAGAUUGAGAUGAAGCAAGAGAUUGAUAUGGAGGAAGAGAUUGAGAAGGAAAAGGAGAUUGAGGAGAAGGGAGAGGACGAUGCUGUAACAAAAGAUGCUGCUGCAGUUGAGGAGUUGGAGAAAGAAGAGGAGGGCAAAGAACAAGGAGGUGGGGAUAAACCAGAAGACCCAGUGAUCCCCAAGGCAGCCGGAAAAAAAGUUGGCAAAAAGAAAAACCCGUUUCCUAACAAACCCAAGGAGAAAAAGCCCGACCAGGGCCUGAACCUCAACAACGAGGUGGUGAUGAUGAGGAAGGAGGUGAAGAGGGUGCGGGCUCUGAUCAUCAGGAAGCUGGCGCGACAGAGCGUCGCCCUGAAGAAGAAGAAGGGCAAGGAGCUGGAGGUGGAGAGCAACCAGAGGAGAGCCGUCCGGCUGCUGGAGGAGAUCCACGCCAUGAAGACCCUCUCGCCCGACCUGGUGUCCAAGACGGCCUUGCAGGAGACUCUCCACUUCGACCAGGUGUGCAGAAACCCCAAGUCCACUGCCUCCGACCGGGCCAUCGCGCGCAUCGCCACUCACCCCCAGUUCAACAAGAAGAUCGAGGACCUCAAGGCUGCCGUGAAAGUCUUCAAAGAGGAGCGGAUGAAGGCCGCGAAGCUGGAGGAGGAGGAGAAGGCGCGAAUGAAAGGUGGGAAUGUGACUCCACGGUCCUCGGCCAAGAAGGGGGAGAGGGAGGAAGAGGAAGAAGAAGAAGAAGGUGUUGCGGUGGAGCAGGAGCUCCUAGACGACGAGGAAGAUGACGACGGUCUCCUUGAAAAGGAAAAGGGGAAAGAAAUGCCAGAGGUUAGGAAUGUGAGAGCAGCGUCGGUAAAGGGGAGCGAAGUAAAGGACGUCGUGGAAAAUAAACCUCAAGCCGAAAAGAAACCCAUUCUUCAGUCUGUGCCAGUGGUGCUCCAGAAAGAGGAGGAGGAGGAGGAAGAGGGCGAUCUGGAGUCAGACGGUGAGGAGGAAGACGAACCCCAAGCUAAACGAGACGAAGAUAAACCUGAUGUUAAGUCUGCGCCAGAAGUGCUCCAGAGAAAUAGGCACGAGGAAGAAGAAGAAGAAGAAGAGCGUGAUUUGGAGUCAGACGGUGAGAAGGGAGAUGAACCCCAAGCCAAAAAGACUCCCGAUCUUAAGUCUGUGCCAGAAGUGCACCAGAAAAAGAUGGAGGAGGAAGAGGAAGAGAGUGAUUUGGCGUCUGCCGGUGAGAAAAAAGAUAAACCCCAAGCUGAAAAGAAACCCGUUCUUAAGUCUGUGGCAGAAGUGCUCCGGAAAAAGAAGGACGAGGAAGAAGAACAAGAAGAAGAGAGCGAUUUGGAGUCUGCCGGCGAGGAGAAAGAGUACUUUGACGACAGCACCGAGGAACGCUUCCUCAAGCAGUCCUCCCAGUCCGAGGGGAGCGACGACGACGACGACGGCUUCUUUGUUGGAAAAGUGAGCAAAUGCAAGAAGAAGAAGAAGAAGAAGAAGCAGCAAGAUGGUGGCGAAGAGCACGCGGCCACGAAGGAGCGCGAAGGGACCAGCGCGGACACGUUCCAGGGUGAACUCGACGAGCUCGAGUCCAGGCUGAAGUCCAAGGGGAAAUCGCUUCAGUCGGUCUUUUGUUCUUCCCUCUCUUCGUCGAGGCCCGGCGGCGGCGGUAGAGGGAGGGGCGGCCGAGGGAGGCCGAGGGGCGGCGGGGGUCCGGACGGGGAUUUCGGCCGACAACCCAGGUUCCAGAAGCAGGAGAGAGAGUCCUUUCCCUCCUUCGGCAGAGAGAGGGGGAGGGGGAGGGGCCGAGGCAUGAGGCAAAACGAUCGCAGGGGCGGCGGCGGCAGGGGCGGCUUUACCCGGCAGGAACCAGAACAAGCGCUGCAUCCAUCUUGGGAGGCCAGUAAGAAAAGGAAGGAGCAGCAAGGACAAAUCCUGGCCUUCCAGGGGAAGAAGAUCAAGUUUGACCUCGACGACUGAACCGGUUUGUUUCGUAACGCCGACGACGCCCCGCGUUCGGAGCGGUCCUUGUUAUCCGGCGCUCUAAGCGAGGUGAAACGGCGUCGCUUAACGUGUUUGGUGGUAACUGCUUCUUCAUCCUCGUGGCGGGACGACAAACAUGAAGAUGUGUGUUGUGUUCAGAUAUCAAGAGAAAUGUGUUUUCAAUCUGAACUGUGAAAAUGCCUCACCUGGAGAUUUACUAGUUAACAACCAGAGCAGUUGUUUGUAAGGAUGCCAAUUCUGUUAAAAAUGCAUUUCAGAUGCGAUACGUUUCUCUUUAAAAGAAAAUGUUUUUGUGAGAAAAAUAAUUUAUACACCUGUACACUAUUCCACUGCUUUGUCCUAAAUUGUAUAGUACACAAUGUAUGCAAGUGAUGGACUUAAACUGAAUGACUUUACCCUGUUUGUGUCCCUCACCAACAUGUGUGUUUAAACAAUAUAAAGUUUAUAUACAGUUUUAAUGUA
Messenger RNA from Pseudoliparis swirei, 2662 nucleotides. It is a transcript of the gene srfbp1, whose product is annotated as serum response factor binding protein 1. NCBI's taxonomy places the organism in Eukaryota, Metazoa, Chordata, Actinopteri, Perciformes, Liparidae. Gene Ontology annotation, cellular component: 90S preribosome; nucleus. The record is from RefSeq and is a predicted model, not a curated record. Bases 95 to 2176 code for a protein of 693 amino acids. The transcript has 3 exons. Gene Ontology annotation, biological process: maturation of SSU-rRNA.